CUCUUAUUUUGUUUGAAAAGUUAAGAAUUAAGUAUCUAGUUUCACACAUUAGUUUACUGAAGUUUUGUUCACCAGGACCCAAAGUAAUAAUCGUAUUUGUAUCUGGAAAACUAAUCCCUGUUGUCCACCAACACUUACGUAAGUUUAACUGUUAGCUUGUCUGUGCCCAGCACCAGUCCGCUGUUAAUUGCUGCCAUUUGCUUUCCAUACAAGCUGGUAGUUUAGCUAAUUAUCGGCAGUAAAUGGAGUCUAAGCAACUUUUGCAAAAACAAAUUUCAAACUUUUAUCCAGCGCCUUUCUACUUCCUGAGCUUGAGAUUUCUGUUCAGACACUGGAAACUGGAACUGGAAACUGCACGUGACAUUUGUUUGAACCUGAACUCUCGGCUCUAUUUUCUCAAUACCUAUCUGUCAAAAGUUGGACAAGAAGGUAGCCACAUUAAAAAACUCCGACCUCUUUCAAAUACUUUCCUGUUUAUAUAGCUCAUUCUGCCCUCCAGCGUGGCUAACCGCGUUUCGUCUAUGUACACAAAACAAAACCCAGAGAAUAAUUCUUCCUGCUCCUGAACCCGGUUCCUCUGCCAUAAAAUACCCCCCCCCACACACACACACACCGCUUCCAGCUCAUUCAUUCCUGGCCGUCUCUCACUCGCCACUCGUCUUUUUUUCCACAGACCCUGCUCUCUUUGUUUCGUCUUUUACGACCGCUUUCGAUCUAUCCCCUUUCGUUCGUUGUAAUUGUUCGGCCCAGUGUAUGGAGAAUCCAGACGUAAUUGUUGUCAGAUGACAGAAAGGCUUGUCGAGGCGAGGUUCAGCGCCUCAUUGGGGUGGAGGGGAGGAUGAUUUGGGUAUUGGAGGAGGGAGCGUAGGAAAACACGGAGAGAAACAGACUGAAUGUCUAAGGGGAAAUGUGAGGGGAGGAAGAAAAAAAAAGUUACAGGUUGCCAUGCCAACAGCACAAGCAGAAAAAUAAACAGCGAGGUCCUCGUGCUUCGCCGGAGCCGUGUUCUCAGAUGCACGCGCAUCUGCAUCUGUCGGGGGAGUUUGCACUUUGUUUUGAACUAAGGGCAGAAGAGGGGGGGGCGUGGAAGGGGAGGGGGGUCACUGGCCGGCAGGGGAAAUGUUUGACACUCCCCAGAUCUUACAACAGGAAGCUGAAAGCGGCGUAUCUGUGUAUAUUAAUAUGUGUGGGUGUCAGCAUCGAGGGAGAGGAGCCGGCUGUUCAGCAGGACUCAAACCCAGACGGUUCGGAGGCAAUGGAGGACUGCGUGCAGGGGGCGCUCUCGUCACUUUAUCCGCCGUUCGAGAGCACGGCGCCACCCCUCCUCUCUCAGGUCUUCUCGGUCCUGGAGUCAACCUAUCAACACGACAGCCUACGCUACCUCCUGGACUAUUUCGUACCUGCCAAGCAUCUCCUGCACAAGCUUCAGCAGCAUGCCUGUUCUCAGUAUUUGGGAUGCUUGUUCCUUCACUCCGGCUGGCCCCUCUGCCUGGGAGAGAAAGUGGUUGUCCAGCUCUCCACCUUGGACUGGAGGCUCCUGCGCAGUAAUGACUUCUACCUGCAGGUGGUACCCUUUUCUACUCGCUGCCCACGACUGGCCCUAAAAUGUCUGGCACCAGGGGGUCGUACUGUGCAAGAAAUCUUGGUGCCCGAGUCACAGCAUCCCCUGGUGUUCACCUCCGAGUGGCUCCACAGCAUCAACAAAGAACGGGGUCACAAGAGAGAAGUUGGAGGGGGACUCGACACCUGUCUGGUCAGCACAUGUGAUGGCGUGGUAAGAGUGCCGUGGAAGGAAAUAGUCUACCCAAAGUUCCUCCAUGACCCUUCUGAGGAGCUUGGCCUGGGUUCCAACCGCCUUUCCAGUGAGGGGGGCAGCAGCCUCGGAGGGUGGGGUGGCUCCUCCUCAGGAGACAUGGACUCCUGGUCCUGGGACGAUGAAGAUGAUGACAGUCUACCACCAAACUGCAUGGGCUCGGACCCUGCCAUCAGACGGCGGCGCAGUGAAGACGGCCUUGGGCGGACUGCGAGGCAGCCUCAGAUGGAUGGGGAUUAUGUGGAGCUUUUGGAGCCCAGAGGAGGACCUGAUGGAGGGGUUGAUACCAAACAGAGGUACUUGGAGAUGCACGGGAUUUGUAAGACCAGAACUUUGCCCUUAUGCAGGAGAGGUAAGGCCAUCAAACUUCGCAAAGGAAAAGCUUGGGGUUAUGCAAAACCUGAAAGAUCGGGAAGCUUUCGGGGUGCCUAUAGUACCAAGGAGAAGGAGGCAAAUCCAAAGGAUGUCUUGCUACCGCCAAAGCCUCCAACAACGGUUUCAGGAUCUGCCAGAGUAAGACCGUCUUACUCCUCCUCUGCUCAUGACUCAGAUGAAGGAGAUAAAACAAGCAGGGAUAACAAUAGCUUGGAAAGCCACAGCCAUUAUUUUGAUGUUCCACUGAAAGAAAGGAGACCUGGUGUGGGCAAGGAAAGAGACAGCAACGGGUUCCCACAACCGUCCCGAGAUGGACACCAAAAUAAAGACUCCCAGAGAAGCGACAGCUUAAUAGCAAACGAAAUCUACGACUUAAGCCAUAAAAGUGGCCAUGACGUUGAGGGCCAAUCGGAUCAUGGCUCACAUUCAGACUCUGUGUUUGAGGAUGCAGAUAAACCACUGAGUGGAGACACCGACGCUGUUACGCCAACAUCGGACGCACCAGAGAGGCUAUUUACUGGAGUCUCUGGAAGCAAAGAACCAGCCAAUGUUCAGUCUAAGACAAGGAACUCAUCGAAGCCGAAGAUUCCAGAUGAAAGGACUGAAGGGCAGACAGAGGACAGAGUGUGUCCCAGAGGAAAAGAAGUUAAAACAGCCGGAUUCAGAGCUCCACGGAGGAAACGGAAGGGAAAGGGCGCCAAAGGAAAGGCUAGGUCUGGUGGCAAAAACCAAAAAGGCACAAAACUACAGGGUAAAAGUCCUCUGCCAAGUCCCACAGCCCACUCUGCAACUACAAAGCUGCUAAUCCCAGAGGAAAGGAAGGCAGAGGAAACAGAAAAGAUUGGUAAACCUGAUGGAGUGCCCACAAUUGACACUAAAGGGAAAGAAAACACAAGGAACGGCAGUGGAGCUGACACAGAAGAUGGAUCGUUGCCUGUUUGCAAUGGUCAGUCAAGCACAUCUUCAUUUAACCACUUGACUGUGGAGGCUGGAUCACCGGAGACGUGUCCUGACCAGAUAAAUGGUGUUACCUCUAAAGAGCCGGCACUUUUAAGGGAACUGGAUACAGAAUUACUUCAGUCAGGGAAGCUGCAGCUGACAGGUACAGUGGACAGAUUGGGGCGAGCUCUGGUUUUCACAGAUGCAGGUGCGUCUGAGGAGGGGUUCUGCUCGGAGGAGGUGGCGCGGGUUCUUUCCUGUUACCACCGGAUCACUCGGCCCGAAGCCAAAGAAAAGGGACUAACUGUGCUAAUAGACAGCAGAUGCUCCCAACCAUCUAGUCUUUGCCUUUCUGCUCUUAAACGGUUCCAGGUCUUGGUUCCUGGCGGUCUAGGGUCCGUGUUGGUCCUGAUGGAGGAGCAGCAGGAGUCCCUUUCCUUAGCUCUAGAUGGGACAGAGACCCACAUUGUGCGCGGUACAGGAGUCCUUCAGCAAUAUGUAGACAGUCAGCAGCUCCCUAAACAGCUGGACGGAGACUUCAGUCACACUCACUCAGACUGGCUGACAUUCAGACUGAGGUUGGAGAAACUGACAGAGCGUUGUGAGAGCGCCCUCUCUCUGCUCGGAGAAGCCCUGCAGUCCAUGGAGAUGGAGGAGAUGCCGAAUGACAUCAAGGCUGUCCCUGAGAGCAUUGACAAACACAGGCAGCUCAUGGCGAGUGUGCUGGCUGACCAACGCUUAACUGAACUGCAGCAGAGGGGCGGAGCCUGGCUAGCGGGACUGACUAACUGUUCGUCCGGACUGGCGCAGAGGUCACCUGACUGCAGGGCUGCUCUCAAUGCCACUUCGCAACUCUACGACGGCGUGGACGAUGCCCUCCAUCGGCUCGUCCAGGUUUCCAACCGGCGAGGUCGUGACCUGGAAGCACUGGGACGACUGGCAGGAAUGGUGGACAAACUGGAAAAGUGUGACAAGGAGAUUGAGCAAGUACAGUCCCAGCUGGAGGAAUACAAGGACCCUCCUCUGUCUCUCAGCAGGCUGUCGCUGAAGCAGCAGAAGUUCAGAACGUUCAGAGAAACGGCCAACGAGCUGCACAGCGACACUCUGUCGGUGCUCAGCGAUCUGGAGGGCUGGUGCGAGCUGAACUGGGCCGGCCUCAGCGACAUCCAGAUCCGACUCCCCCCAGUGAGGGAGAAGCUGAGAGACAUGUCCCACUGUCUGUCCGACUGCUGGACUACUCUGGACAACACCCAGAGGCUGCUGUCCACACUGACAGAGGCGACCCAGUGGUGCGAUGCGGUCUCUUCCACCCCUUCCUCCCCCACUGCCUCCUCUUCCACCUGCCCGCUGGCGUCCCUUCCUCCGAUCCCCCCGUCUCGCUUCCAGGACGCACGGUCCUUAGCCAUGGAGCUGGGAGGCGGGGCCCUGCUGGACCUCUGGACCCAGACAGUGGAGCGCUACCAGCGGACCGUGGCACAGGUCAAACCUCGUUUCCUCCACUCCGAGCGGACGCAGAGCCACGGCCAGGGGAAGGCCAAGACGCCGUCCGGCAGCACCUUCUGGGACCUGGUGGGGCCCGACGGGGAGGGCGACUGGGGACUCGGAGGAGGGGACGGGGGCCUGCAGUCCUGGGGGUCCCUGGCGUCUCUGUUCAGGCCUCAGACCUGCUCCACUCUGAAGAUAGGAGAGGACAAAGGGAACCGGAGGGACGGGUCAGCGGGGAACGGAGGUGGAGCAGGAGGAGCCGGUGGAGGGAAGUUUCUGCAGAACCUUCUGAAUCCUGGGAAGAAAAGUCCCCCAGAUGCCCCGCUCCCUCCCAAGCCUCCCAGGAAGCGCCACCCCAGCUUUGACCUCCAGGCUCUCCUGGCCCCCCGCAAAGGCACCGCCACCCCCAAGCCGGAGUCCCCCGUCGGCGGGGCGAGCCGCUCCUCACCCAUGUCUUGGCUGGGGCGAAAGAACAUGGCGGACCCCGUCAUCGCCACCAGCAUGGCGGCAGCUAUUCCCGGGUGGGGCGUCGGAGUAGCAGGCGGAGGUGGAGGUGGUGUGCUGAUCCGAGGUGUAGAGGUCAGCAGCAAAGAAGUGGUGGAUCACACAGGGUCGCCGCGGCAACACGUCCUGCUCGGGAGGACGGAGAGGGACAUGGGAGCAGACAGGACCGGGUCAACUGCACAGAGUAAACUGUACCUGCUCUGGUGCAGGAUGCUGAGCUCAGAGCGGCAGUACGUCGCCGUCCUGAAGGGAGUUGAAGAGACCUACCUGCCCCUGCUGGAGCUCUCCGACACCCCGGCCUCCAUCAGGGGGAAGGGAGACACGCUCUUCCCCAACUGGGGCAGCCUCACUGCCUUUCACUCGCGGGACCUGCUCCCUGCCAUGGAGGGCGCUCUUGUGCAGAGUUUGUUGCAACAGGACUGCUUCAGCAAAUAUAGGGAGGAAUUUCUCCAGUAUUCCCACUACAUCCGCUCUAAACCAGAAAUGGAUUCUCCUCUGGUCACACAGGCAGCUGACUUCUUUAAGUCCAAACUCCCCCAGGCGUCCCCCCUGUCCCCUCUGUCUUUCCCUUACUGCCUGCAGGCUCCCAUUCAGAGGCUGGAGCAGUACUGCGAGGCCCUGGAGGAGCUGGGGGGUUUAAAUCUGGCCUCAGACUCCGCCCUCUCCGUCCUGAGACACGCCCAGCGGCACGGCGAGGACCUCAGGGCCAGUGACCUCAUCGUCGGCUGUCCGAUCUCAGUGGCAGAACGCGGUGACCUGGUGCGGCAGGGUGAGCUCACCGUGUGCGGGGGACCUCGGAGGAAGCGGGCGGGUGUCAGGAAUGUCUUCCUCUACCAGCACACCAUCAUCUUCACCAAGCAGAAGAGCCCGAGUCCAGGUCGCACCGUCUACAACUACAAGCACAGCAUCAAGAUGAGUGAAAUGGGUCUAACUCAGAAUGUCGGUGAUGAGGGAGUGAAGUUUGAAGUCUGGGUCCGACAGGCACCCAGGACCAGAGACUGUAUCACCCUUCAGGCCCAGAAUAGAGCAGGAAGGGAGUCCUGGGCUCAUGACAUAGCCCAUCUGCUGUGGACACACGCCAUAAACAAUACAGAGCUGUGUCUGAAGGAGUCGCUGUGCAUGGGAGUUUCCAGUAAGCUUCUGCUGGACGCUACAGGAACUCCGGGAUCAGAGCUGGACUCCAUCUGCAGUCUUAGCGACAGAGUCCACAGUAGCUGCUCAGACUCGUCCUCUGUGGGCAGCCAGAAGGAGGGGGGAUCCCCGGCGUCUGGGAGGGACCCCAGGUCAAGCUCCGGAUCAACAAGCUAUUCACAGAGUCAUUCUCCCUCCACAGCUGUGUGACUGUCAUCUGAACAAGAGAGCAGAAACUGCACUCGGGACUCUUCGUGGCUCCCGUCAUCUCUGCCUCGACUCAAAACUGGACUUCACCGACUUCCAUCCGAACUUCUCUCGUGCCCUUCAACCUCCUGCGAGAGUGCAAACGACGCCGGGGGGUGGAGGGAUCAGGCGCAGCUGCACCACUCCGCAUCCAAACAGGAUCAAAAACUCGCCCCCCCCUUGUUUUAAACCGUGACAAGCGCCGGUGGGGGGGUGAUGAGGGGGGGGGGUGGCUCUCCGGCGCUCCGCCAUUUUGGGUCUGCCAGUCUCAGCUGCUGGCAGAGUCAUCGACACCGACGGCACUUCAAGCUUGCACAGUGCGGCCAUUGUCUGCCCCGCAACUCCCCACUAGGCCAAACCACUUGGUCUGAACCACUGACUGGCCGACUCUACACAUCACAUGCUCCGGCAUCUGAUACUAAACAGGAAGUAAUAUGCUGGGUGUAAAUGUGGCGUGGGAUUACAGAUUUAGGAUGUAUUAUGUACUUUAUCACCCUCAUAACGCUGAAUGGAGACUGUACGCUUUUUUUUUUUUAUCUGCCCUGUGUUUUAUUUGUGUGUGUGUGUGUGUGUGUGUGUGUGUGUGUGGCUCGGGUUAGGUGGGAUUGGAUCUAUGUAAAUGAGGUAACAAGCACACUCGCACAGACACACACAAUGUCCCCCCGACACAUGCAGUCACUCUUAUUGUUAUCAGACAGUGGAGCACUGUUCACAUUCACAUGCUCUCCCCCACCCCCCCUCCAGCUCCCUCUCAUACACACACACACACACAUUGCCCAGCUUAGAGCCUGGUACAGUGACUAAAUGAGGCGAGCUCACAUCUGAACACGUACAGAUGAUGAAGAAGAGAAGUGGUUUGCAGUUUCAAAACUGUUGGGAGUGUGUAAGCAAAUUAUAUGGCUUUUUAUGAACAGUACUAAGAAACUAAAGUAAUAACGGUAUUUAGUCGUUCUUGAAGUGUAAGUAAUGGUGCUGUAAACUUUUCAUCCCCCCUUACAGUUUUUUCUUUUGCAUCGCACUUCAAUAUUUCAGAUCAAACAAGUCAAGUUUACUUUUCAGAGCACAUUUCAGCAACAAGGCAGUUAAGGCUGUUAAGAUAUAAUCGAUUAUAAAACAAGCAAUAAAUAUUACAUUUUGUCAAAAAAAAAAAAAGAAACCAUCAUCAAACAAAUACCAAUGUUUUUAGCCUUCAUUUAAAGGAACUCAGUGUUUCGGCAGUUUUGUGGUUUUCUGGAAGUUUGUUCCAAAAGGGGUUUGUCCCGUUAGAUUAUGUGCUAAUAGUAGCACAUAAAUUUAACCCUUAUGUUUCUGUCCAAGUGUCACACAUUUUUGAGGAAACCUUUUAAAUGUCGCAAAAAAGAAGAAAAUGCAAAUUAGUUAUGCAUUCAUCUUCUGGCUUGGAACAAAUCAACCAGGCUAUAUACAGCGUAAUGUCGUCAGGUGUUCAGGUUACACAUAACUAGCAGUAAGGCAGUAGAGGUUGGAAGCUAGCAUGGACCGCACAUCUCAGAAAAAUGGAGAGGUUUUCAGGAAUGCGUAGCUAUUGAGUUGUAGUUGUUCCGUCAUGUCAAGUCAUACUGGCGAUGUUACCGCCUGUAAGGAGACAUAGAGAAAGAAAAUUCUAACACGCACCGACAGCGGAAACAGCUAAUUGGUCAAGUGAGGUACAAGUUUGCUACAUCGUAACUUUUUAGGCAAAUGUGCUGCCAUCUGCCCUUUAUUUUGACAGCCAAAAACCAACACAAGCAAGUGAAGUAACUUUGUUUUUUUUUUGCAAAAUCGAAAACACUACUGUAAAUUUUGCUGUUUCCAUCAACCUUUUCUACUUCUAAAGUAUACAAUACUUCAAAAUGCACUCUGGAAAACUUUGAUAGAAACACAAUUUAUGAAGCACAUCUGCGAGUCCAACUCUGGAUGAUACAAAAAAAAGUUUUGGAACAUCUAAUGUGACAAAAUCAAAACUAUUUUGCCUCCAAGGGUAGGAUGGCUGUUUUUUUUUGUUUCUUAAACACUUUUUUUGUGUAAUUAGGCGGGGUUAUCUUUAUUAAUGGGUACAAACAUGUUUGAUAAUCUGAAACAUUUAAGUAAGAAGCAAGAACAAAAGAUUACCUGUAAGGGGGCAAAUGCUUUUUCGCAGCAUUGUUUAUCAUCAACGUCUUGGUGCCUGCACUGAAGAAUCUCCUUCAGUGUACUGAAACUGAAUUUUACUGCUUUUGUUGUUAGACGCCAUAUUCUGUUUGCCAAAGGUAUGAAUGGGUGUCAGUGCAAUGUUUACUUGUGUUUUAAACAUUAUUGACUAGUUUUGUUUUUCCACAAACUGUCUGCACUCUCCAUAAAAUGGAGGAAAGUGGAUCAUUACGUUUGCUUUAUUCUCCGUUUACGAGUUUCAUUCUUUAGGCUAGUAGACAUGGACGACAUCUGAUCAUUUUUUUAAGGAGCAAUAUAACAAAUUUAAUGACAGUAUUAUGUUUGAAGAAAGAUGUGUAAAAUCUUCA
Molecule: messenger RNA, 8988 nt
Organism: Poecilia latipinna (sailfin molly)
Lineage: Eukaryota; Metazoa; Chordata; Actinopteri; Cyprinodontiformes; Poeciliidae
Gene: arhgef40
Product: Rho guanine nucleotide exchange factor (GEF) 40
Exons: 27
Coding region: 1013-6457 (1814 amino acids)
Molecular function (GO): guanyl-nucleotide exchange factor activity
Source: RefSeq, a predicted model, not a curated record